GAAGAAGAGGCCCUUCAAUUCCAGAGGAGAGCGGCAGGCGAGGCCUCCUGAGGCGGGCAUCCCCGCUGCCAGGCCCCGCCACUUGCGCAAUAAAAGGCCGGCUCUCCCGAGGCCUGCCUCCAUCCAUGGCCUACUUGGCGCUCCGGCUCCUUGGGCCGGGCCUGGGCCUGAGCCUGGGCCGGGCCUGCGCGCACCUGAAGCGGCCUCCCGGGCGCCUGGCUCCCUCCCUUUCCUCCUCCUCCUCCCCGAUGGAGCCCCGCGUGGCCUUCUCCCCCGCCGGGCGCAGCCUCUUCGACCAGCCGCUGGGCGUCUCGGUGGAGGUGCUCCGUCCCGAGCAGGAGGUCACCCUCCGGGCUCGGCUGCAGGACGAAGCCGGGGAGGUCUUCGAGUCGCGGGCCCUGUUCCGGGCCGAUGGCGAGGGGCGGGUGGACGCGAGCCGGUCGGAGGCCCUGGUCGGGGGCAGCUACUCGGGCCUGGAGCCGCUGGGCCUCCUGUGGGCGCUGAAGCCGCAGCGGGGCCCGAGGCGCCUGGUUAAGCGCCAGGUGGAGAGCCCCUUCCUGCUGGAGGUGGCGGUGCUCGAGGGCCACGGCGGAGGCGGAGGCAAGCUCCUGGCCAAGGGCAGCCACGAGCGGGCCUUCCUCGGCCCAGGCCUCGCCAGGAGCCCCGUCAGGGAAGGGCCGCUCCGGGCCACCCUCUUCCUGCCCCCCGGUGAUGGCCCCUUUCCUGGAAUAAUUGAUAUUUAUGGAACUGGAGGAGGUCUUCCUGAAUACCGAGCGUGUCUCUUGGCCAAUUAUGGUUUUGUUGUGUUAGCACUGGCCUAUUAUGGCUAUGAAGAUCUUCCCAAACAAAUGAAGGAAUUCCAUCUGGAGUAUUUUGAAGAAGCUGUAAAUUACAUGCUAAAACACCCCAAGGUCAAAGGCCCAGGAAUUGGGCUGCUUGGACACUCCAAAGGAGGUGAUCUCUGUAUUUCCAUGGCCUCUUUCUUAAAGGGUAUAACUGCGACUGUCACAGUCAAUGGCUCUAUAGCCAAUGUUGGUGCAACACUGCACUAUAAGGACAUCACCAUUCCACCUCUUGGCUUUAACCCAAAACGGGCCAAAAUGGAUAAGAAUGGGCUUGUUGACAUUAUUGACGUACUAGACAAUCCACUUGAGGGCCAGGGGCGCCAAAGCCUUAUUCCACUGGAGAAGGCUGAAGGACACUUUAUGUUUAUUGUAGGCAAGGAUGAUCAUAACUGGAAAAGUGAAUUCUUUGCAAAUGAGGCCUCCAAAAUUUUGCAAGCUCAUGGAAAAGAAAAACCAGAGAUAAUCUGCUAUCCUGGAGCAGGACAUUACAUUGAACCACCUUAUACACCAAUGUGCCCAGCUUCCAUGCAUCUCUUGGUAGGUCGCCCAGCAAUAUGGGGAGGGGAGCCCAGGGCUCAUGCAGCAGCACAGGUGGAUGCUUGGAAGCAGAUCCAAGUUUUCUUCCACAAACACCUCAGUAAUGAACAAGAUGAAAGACAGAGCAAGCUGUGAGAGCCCUGGGUAUGUGAUGCAAAUGCUAUGUAUCUUGUAAGAAAGAGUCUGGAUGUAUGUUAUGCUAAGCAAAACGUAAAUGGAAUAAAGUUGAAAUGUAUACAGUGUAAGCAUCUGCAAGGAGACUCUGAUGUGAAGGGCCCAGUACUUCCACCACUACCACUCAUUAAACUUAUGCCUAAGGUA
Messenger RNA from Sceloporus undulatus (fence lizard), 1703 nucleotides. Its product is annotated as acyl-coenzyme A thioesterase 1-like. Gene Ontology annotation, biological process: fatty acid metabolic process; acyl-CoA metabolic process. Lineage: Eukaryota; Metazoa; Chordata; Lepidosauria; Squamata; Phrynosomatidae. The transcript is spliced from 3 exons. The record is from RefSeq and is a predicted model, not a curated record. Gene Ontology annotation, molecular function: fatty acyl-CoA hydrolase activity. Bases 126 to 1517 code for a protein of 463 amino acids.